This is a messenger RNA of Letharia columbiana, 1050 nucleotides long. RefSeq lists its product as uncharacterized. The record is from RefSeq and is a predicted model, not a curated record. The transcript has 2 exons. The coding region runs from base 1 to 1050 and encodes 349 amino acids. Lineage: Eukaryota; Fungi; Ascomycota; Lecanoromycetes; Lecanorales; Parmeliaceae.
AUGGUUACCACAAUUGACGACGAUCGCAUUGGUUUUCGUCAUGUCUUGCUCAAGCUGGCUCUUUCUAAAAAUCUGUUUCUUCUGAUGCGGUUCUUCAGGGCAUACUUGCUCUCUCCGCUUACCAUCCGUCCGACGGUGGCGCCGGGAUUGAACAUAAUUUCACUGCGAUCAAUGCUCUCUCAGCAUCUAUACGCGUAUCAACAGAGCCCCGCGACCGAUUCUAUCAGCUUGCCGAGCAUGAUCUUGGCCAUCUACGGGGUAAACUUGCUUUUCGCUUUGCUCCUGUGGUAUGUUUCGAGUCGCGCGCGCGAAGAAUCAUUCGUUACGAUGAUUGCGACGUUUGAUGUGCUGUUGACAUUGCUACUCCUUGGGGCUAAUUUGUCGCUACUUGAUACGAUGUUCAACACUUCUGGAUCUCGAUGGACCAUGUUCUUCUGUGGCGCGAAAGAGAUUGGCAGAUCCAUCUUUGCCGGCACCCACAAUUACGACGGCGAAUCGGCAUUCCUACUUGACUGGGUGUACGGGCAAGAUACACUUAGCAUGUUCAGCUUGCUGUUCUGGCCACGGAAAGACAUAGCACGACGAAAUCGUGGAAAAGAUCUCUACCUUUUGUCCAACAUUGAGGACUCUCCUCAUCGCAGGCUCGUUAUGGGAUGUUUGGGCUGCUCGAUUGAGGUGAUGAGCAUCGUAUCGAGACUGAACGAGACGAUCCCAACGGACGACAGUGUGAAGCCUGCUCCAUCUCAUACUGAGGCUCUUAGACCUUUCGAGCAGCGCCUACGAUAUCUUCACCAGUUUAUGACACCUCAAGGUCCCACAUUCUCAACCACCAGUAAUCAGUCUAGCAUUCUAGAUACUGCACAACUCUACCACACCGCGGCCCCGAUCUCUCUUGAGAGAGCAUGUCGGCGAAGGCCAAGAUGCGCCCCUGAAGUAGAGCAUCUACUCGAAGCCGGACUCACGAUUCUGCAAAGGUUCAAGUCUGCACAGUCGUGUGGCCAUUGUUCAUCAUCGCAUGUGAAGCGGAGACCGAUGGACAGCGGAAAAUAG